Messenger RNA from Bathycoccus prasinos, 2247 nucleotides. RefSeq lists its product with no specific name. Bases 1 to 2247 code for a protein of 748 amino acids. The transcript has a single exon. Lineage: Eukaryota; Viridiplantae; Chlorophyta; Mamiellophyceae; Mamiellales; Bathycoccaceae. Gene Ontology annotation, molecular function: GTPase activator activity; small GTPase binding. Gene Ontology annotation, biological process: nucleocytoplasmic transport; activation of GTPase activity. The record is from RefSeq and is a predicted model, not a curated record. Gene Ontology annotation, cellular component: perinuclear region of cytoplasm; nucleus; cytosol.
AUGCAGCCGCAAGCGCCGCAAGUGAACCACCACGACGUGCACGAAGAACUCGUCUCGCGACUCGCGCGAUUGACUACCACCACCGUGCGCGGCGAUGAUGAUGAUGGUGAUAAAGGCAACGAAUUUUAUGAAGAAGAAGCCACGACGGCGACGUGGUGUUCGACAGAUUCAGAAUCCGAUUGGAGCGACGCGGAACAAAAAGAAUCCGACAUUCAAUCCUCCAGAUGCGACCGACCGACGUUAAACGCGGCAUCUGGAGGACACGGGAGGCCGUGGGCGAGAACGGCCAGACGGAAUAAGUUUUUCUAUGAACGAGAUGAGAGAAGCGAGAGGGAGAACGAGUGGAAAGGGAAGGCGUUUUCAUCAACGAAUAAUGCGAGCGAGGAGGAAUUCAUGUUCCCGUAUCUUGACGAGUUAGACGUGGACGUGGCAGCUCUCAUUUGCGGGAAAUUAGACGCGAAGAGUUUAGUCGCGGCGACGUUGGCGAAGAAGAAAGACGAUUCAGACGACGCAAACGACGAACUGGCGAAACGCGCGUUCAGGAACGUGAAGGUGACGCCAUCCAUUUUUAGUCAGGGAAGAAGUUUACUCACCAUCGCAAACGUCGCGAAAGCGUGGCUGAGAAAAUUGGACGUGAGCAAGUGUAAGCAAGAGAACGGUGGUAAUACCAAAGCGAUGUUGAUGGAGGUGGCGAAGAAGUGUGGUAAUUUAGAGGAGAUUGUGGCGGUUGAUUUGGGCGAGAACGGAAAAUUUAAAGUGAACGAAAUUAAAGCUUUAGCGAUGGGUUUCAAGUUGAGACGAUUGACGUGUAACGUGAGUCAUUUGAUCGAGCACGUGCGAAAGCAUCAUCCGGACGUGAACAAUUUCGACGAGAGCGUACGGGACUUGGUGUGGUGUCUGGAAAAUAAUUGGCGGGCAUUCGCUACAACACCAGCGGGGAAAGUAUCGACGAGAGAUUUUGAGAAGCUUUCGUUUACGUUGGCGUGUGUCGGAUUGAAGGUACACGCGGCGUGCGAAAAGUCAUUGACAGAAAUUUGUCCGGCGGCGGCGAAAAACGGUGUCUCGAGAUUUGACGCGAGUUGGUCGUUACGCAUCGGCGACGGUGGAAUUCGUGCGGUGGCGAGAACAAUCGAGGGUGAAAACGGCGGAAGUGGGUGGAAGAGCCUUCGCAGACUCGCGCUGAGAAAAUCUGCAUGCACGAAUAACGGGGCUCAGUCCUUAGGCGGCGCUUUGACUCGUCAAGGGUACAAAAAUCCAAGCGCAAAAUACCCAAUUCGCCUACGAUGGCUCGAUUUAGCCUCGAACGAUAUCGCCGACGCCGGUGUAACCGCACUCAUGACAGCUUCCCAUCAUUUAAGUUUGACGCGGUUAUAUCUAAUGUCAAACAGAAUCGGCGCUGAUGGCGCGCUUUCGCUGGCGUCUUCGGUUUUACACAACGACGAGUCAACUUUGAAACGGUUGGAUUUGGCGCACAAUGGGAUUGGCGACGAAGGGUGCGCGACGUUGUUAUCGCCAGGUGGUAGCGGCGCGAGUAAAAGUUUGAAAGUUUUACUGCUCGGUUUUAAUUCAAUUUCUUCUGAAGGAGUGAAAGAUGCCGGCGACCUCCUGCGCUUGCUUCGCAUUGAGCAUUUAGAUUUAUCCUGCAACACGCUCAAACGAGAAGGCUUCAAGUGUAUCGUUGAGAAUUGGAAGUUUGAUCAAGGAAACUUGGCCAAGUUGAAAUCGUUGAACUUUGCGUGCAACGACAUCGGCGGCGGGAGAACGGUGAGAGACGCUUUAUCGUCACUCGCCGCGCAGAUUGAAAAUGGCAGCGAACUAGAGUUGUUGAAUUUGCGAGGGAACGAUUUGGACGAAGUCGCGGCCGAAGGUCUCGCGGAUUUGUUGUUAGUAGACGAGUGCGACAAUCGAGGCUUGGAGCAACUGAACGUGGGGUAUAAUAAAAUAUACAACGCUGGCGCGUACGAAGUAUUUGAAGCGUUGUCGGAAAAUGUAACUUUGUUCGGUUUGGAUUUACAAAGGAACGAAAUCACGGAUGAAAGCGCAGAAUCGCUCGAAAGGGCCAUGACUGAAAACACGGUCUGCGAAGAGUGCGACGUGAGAUCAAACAUGUUUUCCGAAAGCACAGUCAAAGAGCUAAACGAAAUGUUUCAAGACCGAAUCAACGCGAGAUGGCAGCUGGAACCGCCAAAGAAAAGAACGAUUCAGCGAGAGACGUAUUAUAGUAGGAAAGAGAAAGAGAAACGGUAG